Molecule: messenger RNA, 8249 nt
Organism: Amoebophrya sp. A25
Lineage: Eukaryota; Dinophyceae; Syndiniales; Amoebophryaceae
Source: the annotation of a GenBank genome assembly
CAGAGAUGGACUCACUGAAAGAACGACGAAACUAUGAAAGACGUAGGUCGUCGCGUAUUUCGAGAAGACUUGGUUGCACGACCUACAACUACUUACAUUGAUAUUCAUUCAUCGGCGCAAUGGCAAUUCGCCUCAAUUUCCAAAUGAAAAUCACCCAAGCUUGUUCUUCUUUAAGGCGGUUCUUUGACGUGCAAACUGUGACGAGAGAAGAUGAAGAAGUCCUUUCGGAAAGAAAAAGUAUCAAAUGAAUGACGAGAGAGGUCGAAGGCCAUGAAACUACAUAUUUGCAAGACUACAAGUACAAGUGCUACCCUUGAUACCUCUCAUAUGUAGUCCUCGCACUUCUACGUCCUCGCGAUUCAUUCCAUUAUAACAUCAAAGCCACGCUCUCAUACCCUUCAGUCUGGUCGGUAUCGCUAAGUUACUUAACUAAUCGUAAUCUAUCAACUCACUGAAGAAAAGAUCAGCCAAAAUGUUCACGCAACAGCCGAGUGCUCCUCGUAUUGGUUGGGGCAACUGGACCAUGCCCCCGAGCCUUUCUACGGUUGGUUUGAGGGUAUUCAGAAUAUCUUUGAAGUUCUCUUCAUCAUAGAUGCCCGCUUAAGUAUCUCUAUACUUAUAAGUAUACUCUCCGAUAGUUGUAGGUUUUGGCCGUUGUGAUACGGUCUUCUUGCUCCCCCGGUAUGUAAGGUUUUAAAUGGGGUUAUUUAAGCAUGUAGUCCUAUGGAAAAAAAUUUCACUAUCACUUGUCUCAAGCAAUUAAUGAAUGAAUGAAUCAAUCAAUCAUGUAGUUCUUUCUGUCGUGGUGAUAGUAAGUACGGCCUAUCGUAGUACAGUUGUGACAUGUAGCCUCUCAUCAUGGCGUUACACUAACUACUUCAUCGUCCUCCAUUUUUUUCGACCACAAAUGACAGCCCGUACAGCAACCUCCGACUAGCGGACAUCACGACAGCGCCGGAAGUGGUACAACGACAAUCACUUUUCAACAGCAUCAACCCCAACAGCACCAGCCUGUGGCAGUUGUGCAACAUCAAAGAGCAAUCAGCCGCACUCCGGGUAGCCAACAUAAGCAAGGUGGGCGACCUUCUGUAGCCAACAAAAAGCCACGACCUUCGAACUUACCCCAACCUCGUGAUUGGAGAGGCGGCGAGACGUCAGGGGAGGAGCCAAACAGUGCAUCCAAAGAAGAGCAGGUCGAGAGGAGCGUCGAGACUCUGGAAAGGAGGAAAACCAAUACGACUUCUGGCAGAGGACGACCAACUGCUCAGCAUGCUUCUGGUACAACUACAACAAGGGUAGCCACUACAACCACGCCAGGAGCUUCUUCUAUUAAGAGUAGGCUCAAGGUGCUUUUCUUACCGCUUUAUUUUAUGCCUCUCCUAAGGGAGAAAGGCAUAAAAAGCGGGGUAAGCGAGCACCAAAAACCUACCUCUAAUACAACCACGCCAGGAGCUUCUUCUAGUUCUCAUACGCAACAAGGAGUAUCGUCCGCUUCUGCUGCAGCAGGAGCAGGCGUCGGAACAACCAGUCAUGCCAGAGUACAACUUCCAUUUUCUGCGCGAGCUGGUGCUAGUUCAGCCCCUUUUGCACCACCAGAGCGUGCAGUAUCUGCAGAGCAAUAUCCACCCCCAAAUAGUGUGGUUGGUGUGCCAACAAACUUCUUGAACAGCACGAAUGUUCUUACUCGUCGUGGUCUCCCAACAACAACUGCGCAACAACAGUAUACUUCUGCGAGCCGUACGGCUAAUAUACCUGCUAGUACCCACCUAUAUCAACAAGGACAUCAGCAGGGAUAUCUUCAACACAACACCAUACAACAUCCUAGUCAGCAGGUAAAUAUCCAACAUCAACCGAAUACAACUGCAGCUACCUCAACUUCUGCUUAUAAAAAUUUUCCAGGGGCUUCUUCUACAGCUUCUACUGGUGCCCCUGCUCCUCCUCGUCUCUUAUCUGCGUCUUUCUCUGCUGUUCCUCCACCUUCGCCUGGAGGUUCUGGCGGACAUAAAACUACUGCUGCGCCAGGACUUUGGCAACCAUUUCAGAUUGGGACGUCGAGUUCCCAAUUCUUUGGAGGACUCCAACAGAAUUUAGGUUUUGGUUUUACCCUAUUAUACCCUAUUGCUUUUGGAAGCAUCCUGAUGAAGAGUCCCUUGGGUUAAGGGAACAUCAAGUGCUGAAAGAACAGGAUGCUUCUCGAGAUAGAUCAUUUUUAGGGUAAAAUCUAUCUCUAAGAAAUUCCUCCAGCAGCUCAACAGCGCGUGUCUACAAUCCCUCUGUGACCGUAGUACAGCAUCAUCAAGUACAUCCUGCUGCCACCAGCACUGUCGUAUACCCCUCUUCAAGUCAACCUGUGCCUGGGACCACAAGCGCUGGCGGAGUAACAAGUCAGUGCGUAGGUAGAAGUAUAGAAGAAAGUCUUCAGAGUACUAGUGCAGUUGUUCCCGGUGGAUCUGGAGGUGGUACUACACCGAAUGGAGUUCGACAUACAGCCACCUCUGGUGCAACAGUAAAUAGUGGAGCAGCCUCUGCUAGGCAUGCUACCCAGCAUUCUAGUUGUACGUGGCAAACGGGCUCUCCGCGGGCUGCUGCAUCGAGUCGGCACACACUUGGAGGCGGUGGAGGUGCUAAUAAACUACAAUUAAGGCUUCUGUCAGAACUGAUGUCAUCAUCUUGAUAGCGGGGAAAGGGGCCCAAGCAACUUGGAACGGGGGGGUCGCUAUCUUCGAGAAAUCUAUCUUCUUCAAGAAAACCCCUUCCCAUGCUGACCCCACAUCAGAUGGGGUAAGCAGCUCUAAGCUGACAUGGAGCACCAUCAUCGUCGAAUGCUGCAUCAUCCCAUCGGUUACCACCUAGACGUUCUGCACGACAGUCGAGUUCUAGACAGGAGGAAAGUUCCUUACCGCCAAGCAGCAAAAUAUUCACGAUGGAAGGAGAAGUAGUCAGAGGCGACCCAGCGCCGCCAAGACGUAACACGUUACAGGGACGACCGAGAGGAGUGUCUUCGCAGGUAUAUUAAAGAGAAGUAAAACGAGCUAGUCGUGUUAGUCUGCAUCAUCUUGAUCUAGAUCUUCAGGUUCAGUCAUCUUUUGCAUCAAUUCUAACAAAUGUUGAUAUUCUGUUUUGUUCGUUUUUUAUCUAGAGGUUUAGUUAUUUUUUGAAACGUUUCUUGAAAUCUAAAGCCUAUGAGACAACCAAAUAGUCACUCUUUUCAAGUUCUACCUUAAUCUUGAGUAGCCAUUCGCUGAAUUUCAUUAACGUGUGAAAGUUGCGUCCCGUUAUACUGGAGUUUCAGUGAAUUUUUUUCACUGUGAAACUUGACGCGUAAUAAACUCGAGCUUCAAGCUUUGUCUUUGAAGGUUCUCGUAGGAACUGUACAAAUUUAGAAAACUUGCGUUCGUAAGAGGCAUUCCAAUUAGUGGCCUGAAAAAGAACAACUCUCAUAAGUCAUUUAGUUGAAGGGAUGCUUCUUCGUUGGGGUUUCUAACAAGAAGCUGAAGGAGCUUCUUAAAUUUCUUAUUUCUUAUUCGUUUCCUACUUCGUUUAAGCUAGCUUCAACGUCAACGUGUCAAAAAAUUGCGCGAAACAAAGAAUACUGCUACUAAGUCAAGAAAGCUGGGAAGAGUUAACUUAUCGCUCAACGACAUAUUAUUAAAACACACCCUGCAUCACCUCACACAAGGCACAUUCACUUACUCACUCACUCAUUGACUCACGCACUCGAUUUACAGCGUGAAGGUGACCGUAGCGCAAACAUCAGCUCACUACAUACUAGCAGACAUACUACACACUCAUAAUAUAUGCUUCUAGUAUUCCUCCUUUUUUCAAUUUCAUCAGGCACCUCCACAAACUGCGCCACGACUAAAAGUAAUGACAGGCAUAUUUACUAGGAAAGGGGAAGUGAUAGUAGGGCGAAAUCGGUUGGCGUCCUUUACAGCGCAUUUAUCGGCUCUCAAGCCAAACCACUAGGGGUGUUAUAAAUUGCAGACAUGAUAAAUAUUUGUAGUCCCUCUCUGCAGACAUGAUAAUAUUUGUAGUCCCUCUCUGCAGACAGACCACGUAAAACUGCGGACGGCGGACCCAGUCCUAAUUCAAUUUCAUAAUUUCAUCAGGCACCUCCACAAACUGCGCCACGACGAUCCGCACGACAAAGAUCCGUGAGCGCUAGUCGCGACCGCAGUGCAUCGUCUUCUAGGAGACACGACCAGUCAAGCUCGUUCAUCGAAGAUGGAGGACCCCCAUCUGCUCGCAAAGGGUCAUCGUCUGUUUAUGGUUCUUUAUUCAAGUGGGUUUUGUAUAGCCAAUAUAUUUCGCACACUAUGAUCGAGGAGGAGAAGAUCGAGGAGAUGAACGAGUACUUCUUCUAGAAGUUAGCAGUUGCGGAAUCCGUGGCAACUCAUACUACUAGACGAGAGUAGAAGUUGCUCGUGGUCAACCCCUGCUGACACAUGCAGCAGCUUGAGCACACCUCAUCCACUACAGUCUCGUCAAUAGCAAACACAUGAUUCCUCCUUAAGCUGCUUCUAAAAUGAAGAACAUUCUAACUGCUAAAGUACUCGAAAACUGAAAAUAAGCGAGUUGCUGACCGAAAUAGAAGAGUCACUACUACAUUCCUCUUCUCUCAGUCUCUCGAUUAGUUCAAGUAGUUACUUAAGCAUUCUAAUGCCUCUCGUCCAACACCCGCUUGCAAAAUCGUGAGCAAGAUUUGGCUGAUCAGCGCAUAGCGACCCUAGAGGAGCUCUUGCAGAAACGAGACACGGACCUGAAACAGACUCUACAAGAUUUGAGCUUGCAGCAGAAGAAUCAAAGGCUAGCUGAACGCAAGGAAUUGGAGGUGAAGAAGCACUUAACCGAAGUUAUGGUAAGGCGUUCCUGGCGAUCUCCAUUGUAUUUAUAGAUUUCAUCUUAGUAAAAAUCCAAAUGAUCUUCUUUAUCAUCUUGUUGUAGUUGCAACCUAUGCCUUCAUUUUUUCAGAAAAUACAACAACAGUUAAGAGUAGAGCUAGAGUAGUACCCACCUCAAAAUUUAGCUCUUUCACCGGGAUGAACAUGAAGAUGACGAACUUCUUUGCUUAUUCUUAAAAGCACUAAGACAAACAUUUGCGUAAAAUCAAAUAUAUCAGCUAUAAUUUAUCGUCGUGUAGCGAUAGCCGAUAUAAAAACUAAUAUUUGGAACACCUCAGUCAUGCUAGGCACAUUCAUUCAACAUCAUUCAUCAGUCAUCGACAAUGAUUCAUACACAUACACUUAUUAAGGCUCAGCUUUCAAUGGUCAUUGGGGUUGGUCACUGGCGACCCCUUGAGAGAACAGGGGAAAACGAAGGGAAAGGGGAGAGCUUUGAAGGGGGUCCCUUCCGUUCAGAGUCAGUGACCAUUGAAGGCUGAGCUUUAAACUUAAGAUGUUGCAGCUAGGUGACUGAAGGAGAUCCCACACUCUGACUCUAACAUAGCCCGAAAAGAGAUUGCACAGUGCAAAGUCACAGUGCAUCAGCAGCAACAGGAAAUUGAUCGACUCCUCUUCGAAUUGGAGAAAUCCAAAGUGAAAGCCGAGCAAGCAGCUUUGCGCUAUAAACAAGAACAUACGGCGAAAUUACACGCGGUGGCACAGGUAUAAUUUUUAUUUUAUUUUCUAUUUGGUCUUUGACAUUUUCUCUGACCUUUAUAUUCCUAACUAAUAGUAAUCCUCGUGUUCUAUUUGGUCAAGUGAUUCCCUUUCCAUGAUUAGUUGGGUUGCGCUUACGGGAUUAUGAUGAAGCAGUACUAAGAGUAUCGGUGAUGUUGUUAAAAUCUGUAGGUGUGGUGACUGAAAUAAAAGUGGUUGCUAGAAGUUGGAAUGCUACAUAACUAUAACUUAUGCAUCCGGUAAGAUACAAGCGAUCUUCUCAUAGCUUCUGCACACAUCGAAUCUCCAGUUAAAAGACGCGCAACGGAAGCUGGCAGAGAGACCGUUGGAGAGACCCUUAGAUUCCCAAGGCUCGUCAAAGACUACUGGUCUUGGCAUGUCCAGUGUCGGGCCAAUCGAAUCGUCAGAAGAAGAGGUAUGGCAUAAAAAAUCAGUAUGUCGAUUGAGCUUUCAACAUGUUGACGACAUGAUCUGCUUACUACUAACUUGUUAUAAGAAACUUAGUAAGCAGACUAAUUUUCUCAUGGCCCUGCUUUCUGAAGAAGUAAGGACGAGACUGAUUUUUUCAUGUAAGAAAUUAGAGUUAAUGCAAAAAUAACGAAAACUUGUUCUGCUUCUCAUUGUCCUGCUCUCGUUCUUGUCUUGAUGUCUUCUAACAUUCCCGCCAAGUGAGGAAGUCCCAUAUUACGAAGCGCCACAGGAGCAAAGUUUAAUUAGACCUCCGACUACCAUACGAGCGAGCACCAUACCUAUCCACGAAACGCCAAGACCUCCAGUAUUUUUCCUUGUCUCUAACUAGCCUACUUAGACUUACGUUUGCUUACCCGCUCCCGCCAUUGUUCUCUCAUCCUGUGUCAUUUCUGUUGCUGUGUAGUACUGACGUUUGCUUUUCCAUUCCCUCAUCCUUAGUUAUUUGAGAUGAUAUCAAGAAAGACGAUAUCAGAGACACAUACAUGAUCAUUUUUCCUAUUCCCGCAUCAACCAUCUCAUCUAUCUCAUCACAUUCCCAGACACCUAUGUCUCAUCACUCAGUGCAAUCCCAUCUUUCUGAAUUUCCAUCCUCCCAUUCUCAGAAGGCAAAUUGAAAUACCAUUUUUCACCAGUCUCCUCGCCGCAGCACUGCUGCUUCGAUCUGUACUAGUGCGGACCCGAAAAACGUGGUCUCGCUUCGCGAUCUUUCGGAGCUCAAAGCGCUAAAGAAGCCUCCAGAAGCUUUGAGGACGCUGUUUUUAAGGGUUGAAACUAACAUUUUAUUUCUAGUUGUACAUGCUAUGCUUCCUUCUUGAAUAAACAUUUCACUUCUUGUAUUUGUCUUCUUUCUUCCUUAUAACGUUGCUAGCUAGAAAGGCUUUUUGUUUCUAGAAGUGAAUAAGAAGCCAAGGAAGAUGUUUUGAGAGAUGUAGUUGGCUUACAUCAAUACAUAGCGGAGGUAUAGCUUCUAAUAUCUGAAGCGAUCUGCCUCUACCUGCACAUUGAACCCAUAAAGAAGUUCGACAGUAAGAGCAACAAGAGCUAUCUGGACUAUUGGGAACCGAGCAGAAAAAUGAUCUUGUCGGAUACGCAUCUGAUUUAUGGCUAAAGACGAUUCUUCCAGCAUCUUUCAAACUGUUUGUUUCAUUCUAAAUUAUUUUGUUGUUCUAUAAUUCUAACAACAAAUACUGCUCUAUAACCUUAAAAACACGCACGCUGUCGUCAGAAUUACCAGUCGUAGCCUAGUAGUCGAAGAAAAAAGUCAAAGUGUUGUAGCAACCGCGCAUCACUACAGCACUGCGGGUGCUUUUUACUUCUAGUAAGGUCCAGUGGUCUAAAAUAUUUUUAGUACAACAUCUUCACUGCUCAUCUCAUGCCCUCGCCUUCCUCUGACGCUGACCUCUCUUCCUCGUCUAACCCUUGCAGCGACUUCGUAGUGCCAAUCCCGGCCCAGGGACUCUCCAGGAAAUCCGAACUUUGUUUCAGUUAAGGCCUAAUGGUCUAUCUUCAAAGAAGUCAUCCCACUCGCUCCCAGGAGAGAGACUUUUCAAGGAAAAAAGAGACCUAAUCGAUCCUUCAGGAAGACAGUAUUUUUUACCGAGGAUGAUUGAAGACAGUAUUCUUACCCAGGAAGACAUCUUAGAAUUACCUAGGUAUUCAACCAUACCCCACGAAUGAGUACACUACUGCUACUACUACUAUUACUACUUCGUGAUCCCCAAUCUUCCAUCUUCGGAUCCAUCUUCGGAAGCAUUACUUUUCAAGGGAAAAAGACUCUAACUCUGCAACGUUCGGGGAUUAUAUCUGAGGAGAAAAUCGCCAAUUGUAGUCGCUCCGCAAGACCAUUGUUCGCUUUUCUAGUCAGCGUAGCAGAGGGUGGCAGCGCAGGAGGUGGAUUUGGGGGAGGGGGUAAAUAUUAUAUCUUGCUUGUGAUGUGAGUGCGUUUGUAGCUGUUCGUCGUGCUUGAAGUAGUUAUUCAUCAGGUAGGAGUACGUCAUCGAUUUUGGCUCCUGCUACUGUAGUUCAUUUCGCAGUCACGACGGACUAGUAAAGCUGCAUACUAGAUCCCAAAAAUUGGGAAUACUAAUACUUCUCUACUUCUUCACAACCAAUUAUCCAGGCGGCCCCGCUGUCGAGUUCGCACCAUUGGCAGCAUCGGCG